Messenger RNA from Sinocyclocheilus grahami, 997 nucleotides. RefSeq names its product GTPase IMAP family member 4-like. The record is from RefSeq and is a predicted model, not a curated record. Gene Ontology annotation, molecular function: GTP binding. Lineage: Eukaryota; Metazoa; Chordata; Actinopteri; Cypriniformes; Cyprinidae. Bases 1 to 942 code for a protein of 313 amino acids. The transcript is spliced from 2 exons.
AUGACUUCAGAAGAGAAGCUGUGGGACAGUCUGAAGGCUGAAAUAGAGAAAGAAACCUUUGAACUGGACUCGUCACUGGGUUCUGAAGCUGUGGCAGAGGAAUUGCGCAUCAUGUUACUGGGUGCUAGAGGGUCUGGAAAAAGCUCAUCUGGAAACACCAUCCUCAGAUGCAACGCCUUCAACACAGAUAUGCAGCUGAGCAGAGUCACACAGUUCUGUGAAAGAGCAUCUGGAAACAUCAAUGGGCGACCUGUGGCCAUAAUCGACACGCCGGGACUGAAUAAGAUCAAUCGAAUUGAGAAGGAAGUUAUCAGGGAGAUCAUGAAAUCUGUCUCUCUCUAUAAACCAGGACCACACGUGUUUCUGUUGGUUCAGCCGGUGGGAAACUUAACCAAUGAGGACAAGAACAUGCAUAAAUUAAUCCAGAACAUGUUCGGGAAGAACGUUUGGAAUUACACGGUUGUUUUGUUCACACACGGAGAUCGACUAGAGGGGAAAAUGCCAAAUGAUGUGAUUGCCAGCUCAGACAAAGACCUCAGAGACUUUAUCCGCACAUGCAGUGGUGGAUUUGUGUUCUUCAACAACAAGAACACGGGAAACUUUGAGCAAGUGACUAAACUUCUGGAGAAGAUCGAUACCUUGGUGGCCAUCAAUGGCAGAAGCUGCUACACAACGUCAUUUUACCCGAACUCAGAGAGAAAGAUACGUGAAAAACAAGAGAAGAUUCUGGAGGAGAGACAGGAAGAGAUUGCACGAAAGGAGAGAGAGCUGGAGGAGAAUUAUGAAGAGAAGGAGGAGUUAGAGAAGAAAAAGCGUGAGCUCUGGAGAGAGGAAGAGGAAGAUGCACGGAGACUAGCUGAGAAUCCACCAAGACGCAAAACUCUGAAAGCAGGUCUCACCAGAGCCCCCUCAUCUGUAACGAGAUCACAGAUCAUUCUUUAAGCUAACCAUUUUAUGAGCUGUUCAGGAACUUUCUCAUGAGUGAUGGAGAUGAAAC